This is a messenger RNA of Puntigrus tetrazona (Sumatra barb), 1348 nucleotides long. RefSeq names its product eukaryotic translation initiation factor 2B, subunit 1 alpha (gene eif2b1). Gene Ontology annotation, cellular component: eukaryotic translation initiation factor 2B complex. The coding region runs from base 247 to 1203 and encodes 318 amino acids. Gene Ontology annotation, molecular function: translation initiation factor activity; guanyl-nucleotide exchange factor activity. Gene Ontology annotation, biological process: translational initiation. The transcript has 9 exons. The record is from RefSeq and is a predicted model, not a curated record. Lineage: Eukaryota; Metazoa; Chordata; Actinopteri; Cypriniformes; Cyprinidae.
GAGAAAGACGGCGCCUGUAAGCAGACAAGCGUUGCUGUAACGGAUAGAGCCGUUUUGCGAGCAGCUGUUGUCUUCUGAUCAUCUUCUAGUUUGUGAAUGAAAUUAAUUGUGGUGCUCAUUCCGUUACGUUGUGAACAACAUUAGGGCAAAUAUUACCUCUGCUGCGGUCAUUAUUCGAGCGGAAAAAUGUGCGUUUUGUGUCCACGUGCUUCUGCAUAACAUGCGUUAUUAUGAGUGAAAGCGUUCAUGGAAACAACCGAAGAGCAAAAUAUUAUGGAACGGGAUACUUACAUGUUAAUAACUGACAAACUGGUGGAGUAUUUCCGAGCGCAGAUCAGAGAAGACCCGGAUGUGGCUUCAGCGGUGGCUGCUAUCCGAUCGCUGCUUGAAUUCCUCAAGAGGGAUCAAAGUGAGACGAUCCUGGGCCUGCGGGAGAACAUGACGAAAGCCAUACACAGGCUGGAAGAGACGGAUUCAUCGGUGGCCGUUUCAUCUGGAGGAGAGCUCUUCCUGCGCUUCAUCAGCCUCACGUCACUGGAACAUCCGGACCUCUCACAGUGUAGGAAUGUGAUGAUAGAGCGAGGAGAACUCUUCCUGAAGAAAAUAUCCCUGUCUAGAGGCAAAGUGGGUAAACUGUGCCACACCUUUAUCAAAGAUGGAGCCAAAAUCCUGACACACUCAUCGUCCCGAGUGGUUUUAAAGGUUCUGGAAAACGCAGCGGCUGAUAAUAAACGCUUCACAGUAUACGUCACUGAAUCCCAGCCGGAUUCAGCGGGUAAACUUAUGGCUAAAAAACUAUGCAACCUCAAUAUUCCCGUCACAGUGGUGCUUGACGCUGCAGUCGGGUACAUCAUGGAGAAGGUUGACCUGGUUAUCGUCGGUGCUGAGGGCGUUGUGGAAAGUGGAGGUGUCAUAAACAAGAUUGGCACCUAUCAGAUGGCUGUGUGCUCCAAGGCACACAACAAACCAUUUUAUGUGGUGGCAGAAAGUUUUAAGUUUGUGCGACUCUACCCUCUUAACCAGCAAGACGUACCCGACAGAUUCAAGUAUAAAGCAGAUAUCUUGAAAACGGUGAAAGAUCUGAACCAAGAGCACCCCAUGAUCGACUACACCCCUCCAUCCCUCAUCACGUUACUCUUCACUGACCUCGGUGUGUUGACGCCCUCGGCUGUCAGCGAUGAGCUCAUCAAACUUUACUUAUGAUGACGACUGCUCUUCAUAAAGCAUUUGUAUCAUUGACACCAACGUGUAUAUGACCACAAAUGCGCCAUUAACUCAGAGACCUUGUAUUUGGAAUACAUGUCAUAAUCCUGAAUUUAAGAUUAAAUUAUCUGUAAGAAAAAAAAAA